Molecule: messenger RNA, 1033 nt
Organism: Carcharodon carcharias (great white shark)
Lineage: Eukaryota; Metazoa; Chordata; Chondrichthyes; Lamniformes; Lamnidae
Gene: pofut1
Product: protein O-fucosyltransferase 1
Exons: 7
Coding region: 141-1031 (296 amino acids)
Biological process (GO): Notch signaling pathway; regulation of Notch signaling pathway; protein O-linked glycosylation via fucose
Cellular component (GO): endoplasmic reticulum
Molecular function (GO): peptide-O-fucosyltransferase activity
Source: RefSeq, a predicted model, not a curated record
GAAUGAGAAGCAGUUCCGAUCAGACAGGAAGGAGCAUAGAGAGAGAGAGUGUGUGUGCAGGCUGAGUGCCUGGGAGGAAAAGGCCGGCGAUUCCCGAUGAGCCUGAGGCACAGGCCCUGAGACACCGGGCGGACUACGAAAUGAGGGGCAGGGCAGGAUCCCUCCCCCUCCCCCUCCCCCUCCCUCACCUCUUCCUCCUCCUCCCCCUCCUCCGGUGGGGCAGCCUCACGCUGGGCAGUGUGGGGGCCUACGACCCGCUAGCCUGGGAUGAGAACGGCUACGUCCUCUAUUGCCCCUGUAUGGGUCGAUUUGGGAACCAGGCUGACCACCUGCUGGGCUCUUUGGCGUUUGCGGAGAUGCUGAACCGGACAUUAGUGGUGCCCCCUUGGGUGGUUUACAGGCACCAUAUACCCCCCUACACAAACGCCCACGUUCCGUACAGUGAAUACUUCCAGCUGGAGGCGCUGAGGGAGUUCCACCGGGUGCUCAGUAUGGAGGACUUCAUGCAGGAGCUGGCACCAGAGCACUGGCCAGCCGGAGAGAGGGUGGCAUACUGCUUUGAUGUGGCAGCACACCGAAGCCCCGAUAGAUUGUCCUGUCCCAUGAAGGAUGGGAAUCCCUUUGGACCGUUCUGGGACCACUUCAACGUGGAUUUUGAUCGCUCGGAGCUGUUUAGCGGGAUUGCCUUCAACUCCUACUACAAGACCCACUGGAUUGCAAGCCCUGGGACAAUGGGGCUGGGAGUCCUGAGCUGGGACUCGCCUCCUCCCCACGAGUUCAAAGCCAAAGGCGACUGGGUCAUCGGGAGAGCUGGAGCUGUGUCUCCCUCUUUGCUUCCCCAGGUGAAGGUCGUGAGCCUACAACCCCAGCUUCCACAGAUUGACCUCUACAUACUCGGACAGGCUGACCACUUCAUCGGGAACUGCGUCUCCUCCUUCACUGCCUUCGUCAAGCGCGAGCGAGACAUCCAUGACAAGCCCUCCUCAUUCUUCGGGCUGGACGACCCGCCAGGGCCACGGGACGAGUUCUAAGA